Messenger RNA from Dryobates pubescens (Downy woodpecker), 2580 nucleotides. RefSeq names its product histone H3 associated protein kinase (gene HASPIN). Bases 1 to 2580 code for a protein of 859 amino acids. Gene Ontology annotation, molecular function: histone H3T3 kinase activity; ATP binding. NCBI's taxonomy places the organism in Eukaryota, Metazoa, Chordata, Aves, Piciformes, Picidae. The record is from RefSeq and is a predicted model, not a curated record. The transcript has a single exon. Gene Ontology annotation, biological process: intracellular signal transduction; protein phosphorylation; mitotic cell cycle. Gene Ontology annotation, cellular component: cytoplasm; nucleus.
AUGCCGCUCCAGUCUCGCCAGCUCCGCACCUACUCGCGGCGCGGCGGGUACCUCCGCCUGCUGCCGCCUCCCGACCAGUGGGUUUCGCCGCCUCUGGACCGUAAACGGUUCUUCAGCUCCACCUCGGCCAGCUCCAGCACCGCCUCGGCCGGAUCCAGCGUCUUCUCGGCCUCCUCAGAAGACUCCGACUUCUCGCCGCCCAAAAAGUACCACCGCCAAGCACGGGGUAAGCUCCCAGCCCACUCCAUGCGCCUACGGACCCGCCGCCGCGGCGGCACAACGGAGAAGGAGAACCGCCCGCCAGAGCCGGCGGCCGCGGCCUGCCCCUCGCCCCUUCUCUUGCCCUCCCCGCGCCGCGCCGCCCGCCCCCAGAGGCCCUACAGAGAGCAGCGCCCCCUGCUGUGCAGCACCCCGCACUGCUCGUCCGCGCUCCGCCAGUCCCGAUCGGCCAAGCUCGGCUCCCCGGUUCUGCUCGGCACCACCGCGGAGAGCGGCUCGGGGCUGGACUACAGCCUGGAGCUCUACUCCCCGUCGUGCAAGCAGAGCCCCGCCUUGACCGGCAGCGCCCAGCGCUCGCUGGAGCCACCUCAUGGAGACUCGAAGCAGGUACCGCUGCCGGCGGAGGCUGACAGCGUGAGGAAGCAGGAGACUGGAGCUGCCCUGCCAGAAAGCAAAGGCAGGAGCCCUAAGACAAGCCCGGUGUUGCAAAAAUCCGACAGGAUUCUGAGGUCAUCAGUAGAGGGUUGCUGCCAGGCGCAAUCUCCCUUGUCCCCACAGGAAGGCACAAGCAGUGUUCAAGCAGAGCCAUCUCCCUCUCCCAUUACCAGGGAGCCACGGCACUCAACUUGGAAUAAGAGUGUCACUUCCGAGGAAAGCUGUGAGGAUGUAAAGAGAGAUCCAACUCCAGGAAGUCUCAGCUGUCAGGGAGGCCAAAUCAAUAACUUGUGUAUGCCAGUGGUGGUGUUGGACCCUCAAGAAGUGUCAGCAUGGCUGUCAAGCAGGAAGCUCCGCAAAAAGGCAGGUGUUCAACCUGCCUGCCAGCAGCCAGGAUCUCCUGUGGGCCUUCAAGGAAUUAUGGAUAACAGCUAUGGAGGUACCAAAAUUGUUCCUGGAGGGGGAAGUACCUGCAGGAAAGCUUGCAUCAGUGGCUUCAGUGCCAGACGCUGGGGAAGGGGGAAAAUAAGGCUCCGGCCAAAGAGGAGGAAAAAUAAGAGACUGCAGCAGCCUAAUAACUCAUUUCUCAGCUCACAAAUGAGGAAAAAAGGGAUGAAGAAGAGUGCUCUGGAGUUGUCUGUAGAGAUGACUAACAAUGACAAUUCACUCCUCAAUAACUCUUACAGCUGGCGUAGAAUUCGAGCCUCUUUGUCCUUCCACAAGAAGAUGGUUAACAGAGAAGAGAUUUCCUACAACAGCAUCCCUAGUACCCCUGCUGUGAAAUCCCAGCUUGCAGAGCACCAGACAAACCUAUCUGCUGCUACAACUCACUGCUCAGUUUGGUCUACUUCCUCCAUGCUACUGCUGGCUCCUACAACUUGCUGUUCUGACCUGGAGCUAACAGAUGCAGAGAAGGUGUUUGGGGAGUGCCAGCAGGAGGGGCCUAUCACCUUUGAGGAAUGCAUUCCUUUAGAUAAAAUGAAAGAAUGCAAGAAAAUUGGGGAAGGGGUGUUUGGAGAGGUCUUCCAGAUUGAGAGUGAAAGAGGCCCUGCAGCCUUGAAAAUAAUUCCCAUUGAGGGGUCUGAAAGGGUGAAUGGUGAAGUUCAGAAGAGCUUUGGGGAGAUUCUGCCUGAGAUAAUCAUUUCAAAAGAGCUCAGUCUUUUGUCUGAGGAGUCUGUGAAUAGGACUUUCGGGUUCAUCAGCUUGUACUCUGUGCACUGUGUCCAAGGGGCUUAUCCUAAGUACCUCCUGGAAGCCUGGGACAAGUACCACAAAGCAGCAGGAUCCGAAAACGAUCGGCCGGAUUUCUUUGGGGACGAGCAGCUCUUUAUGGUUCUGGAGUUUGAGUUUGGAGGCAGAGACUUGGAGCACAUGAGAAAGAGCCUUAAUUCGGUGCUCGCAGCAAAAAGCAUUUUGCACCAGGUCACUGCUUCCCUGGCUGUGGCAGAACAGGAGCUGUGCUUUGAGCACAGAGACUUGCACUGGGGGAACGUGCUGGUAAAGCAGACGGCUGCCAAAGAGCUCAGUUAUGUGUUGAAUGGGGUGAGGUGCACGAUCCCCACGGCAGGGGUUCACGUCAACAUCAUAGAUUAUACCUUGUCCCGGCUGGAGAAGGAUGGGCUGACUGUGUUUUGUGACCUUUCCACCGAAGAAGAACUCUUUCAAGGCACGGGGGACUACCAGUUUGAUAUCUACAGACAAAUGAAAGCAGAAAACUCCAACUGCUGGACUGCCUAUCACCCACACAGCAAUGUCCUCUGGCUGCACUACUUGUCAGGUAAACUUUUGAAAGACAUGACCUACAAGAAAACCAAAUUAUCCCCUCCCAUGAAGAAAUUGAAGAAGCAGCUCCUUCAGUUCCACGGAGAACUUCUGACCUUUGAGUCUGCCAAUGAUGUUUUACAGAACAGCAGCUUCUUCCAGUGA